CAGAUCAGUGGGUGUGGCCAUGUGUCAUGUGACCUCCGUAAUUCCGUGCUGUCAUGGCCGCAGAAGAGCUGCCGUCUGAUUUCGACGUCGUUGUUCUUGGCACAGGCUUGGCUGAGUCGGUGGUGGCAGCAGCGUGCGCGCGCGUGGGACAGAGAGUUCUGCACGUGGACAGGAGGAGUUACUAUGCGGCAAACUGGGCUAGCUUCAAUUUCAGCGGGUUGCUUACCUGGAUCCAGCAGCACCAGGAGGCCUGUGAGGCAGACCUGGUCCAGGAUUGGUCCAGCCUGUUGGAGGACGGCGAGGAGAUCAUCUCUCUGUCGAACUCCAGCUCUGCGUCCAUCAGUAACGUUCAAGUCUUCUGCUACACCAGUGAGGAAGACGAGGAGGAUGAAGUCCAGACUCCAGCUGCUGCCAGCACCACAGAAGAAGCAGCAGAUGAUGAUGGAAGCUUGAAGUCUGACCUUCCUGCCGAUCCCUGUGAAGUGGAACAGAAGGACGCACGUGAAGGACAGGGGGAGGGGUCAUGCGUCUCUCCUGCCGAGAGCCAAUCAGAGCCAACAAGGAAGAUCAGCUAUGCCAAGCUGGUGAAGGAAGGACGCCAGUUCAACAUCGAUCUGGUUUCAAAGCUGAUAUUUUCUCGUGGCUCAUUGGUCAAUCUGCUCAUCAAAUCAAAUGUCAGUCGCUAUGCAGAAUUCAAGAACAUAACCAGGAUUCUCACCUAUCACCGCGGAAACAUUGAACAGGUCCCGUGCAGUCGGGCUGAUGUCUUUGCCAAUCGUCAGCUGUCAGUCAUAGAAAAGAGGAAACUGAUGCGUUUCUUGUCAUCCUGUGUGGAGGAGGGGCCUGAGCAGCAGGCUUUUAGUGGCCGGCCAUAUUUGGAGUUCCUUCGUGGGCAGGAGCUCAGUGAAAACCUGCAGCACUUCCUCCUUCACUCCAUCGCCAUGGUAACAGCAGACACGCCCACAGAAGUGGGCCUGGCCUCCACACGUCACUUCUUGCAUUGUUUGGGCCACUAUGGAAACACGCCAUUCCUCUUUCCGGUCUAUGGCCUUGGAGAAAUCCCGCAGUGUUUCUGCCGGAUGUGUGCUGUGUUUGGGGGGAUCUACUGUCUGAGACACUCCAUCCACUGUCUGCUCAUCGACAAGAACACCAACAGGUGCAAGGCAGUGAUUGACAGCCGGGGACAGCGAAUCAGUUGCAGUCAUUUUGUACUGGAGGAAGGUUAUGUCGGAGCAGAACAGAAACAAGGGGCCACGCCCACCAGGUCUGUGUCCAGAGCGGUUUUAAUAACUGAUGGCUCCAUCCUGCACAGCGAGUCAGACCAACAGAUUUCCAUGGUAACUGUUCCUCCGGAAGCUUUGGGGCAUCCGGCAGUGAGAAUGGUGGAACUCUGUCCUUCCACGAUGACCUGCAUACCUGGAACAUAUUUGGUCCACCUCACCUGUCAGUCAGUUGACUCCGCCUACCACGAUUUGUCACCUGUGGUUACCAGGAUGUUCCACACACCUGAGUCCAGUCAUAAAGGAAAUCGUCCGUCUGUCCUCUGGUGUCUGUACUUCAAUAUGGCUGAUGGUGCUGCAGUGCAGGUCGAAGGUUACAACCUCCCAUCCAACGUACACGUGUGCGCCGGUCCAGAUGUCACUCUGGGACACGAAGGCGCCGUCACACAGGCCAAGUCGAUUUUCCAGAGGAUUCUUCCCAACGAGGAGUUCUGUCCUCUGGCUCCCAACCCCGAAGACAUAAUCUACGAUGGAGACAGUAGCUCCACCCCCCCGGGAAAUGAAGACCAGCAAGAAGAGGAGUGGGGCGGAGUCAGCCAGGUUGAAGAGGAGGAGCGGGGCGGGGUCAGCCAAGAAGAAGAGGAGUGGGGCGGGGUCAGCCAAGAAGAAGAGGAGUGGGGCGGGGUCAGACAAGAAGAGGAGGAGCGGGGCGGGGUCAGACAAGAAGAAGAGGAGGAGCGGGGCGGGGUCAGACAAGAAGAAGAGGAGGAGCGGGGCGGGGUCAGACAAGAAGAAGAGGAGGAGCGGGGCGGGGUCAGACAAGAAGAGGAGGAGGAGGAGCGGGGCGGGGUCAGACAAGAAGAGGAGGAGGAGCGGGGCGGGGUCAAGGAGUAA
Messenger RNA from Thalassophryne amazonica, 2114 nucleotides. RefSeq names its product CHM Rab escort protein (gene chm). Gene Ontology annotation, biological process: protein geranylgeranylation; intracellular protein transport; small GTPase-mediated signal transduction. The transcript has 16 exons. Gene Ontology annotation, cellular component: Rab-protein geranylgeranyltransferase complex; cytosol; nucleus. Gene Ontology annotation, molecular function: GDP-dissociation inhibitor activity. The record is from RefSeq and is a predicted model, not a curated record. NCBI's taxonomy places the organism in Eukaryota, Metazoa, Chordata, Actinopteri, Batrachoidiformes, Batrachoididae. The coding region runs from base 54 to 2114 and encodes 686 amino acids.